Hyaloscypha bicolor E is the source of this 2848-nucleotide messenger RNA. RefSeq lists its product as uncharacterized. The transcript is spliced from 4 exons. The record is from RefSeq and is a predicted model, not a curated record. Lineage: Eukaryota; Fungi; Ascomycota; Leotiomycetes; Helotiales; Hyaloscyphaceae. Bases 137 to 2848 code for a protein of 903 amino acids.
CAUCAAGCCACAUAUGCGCCUUCGACAAGCCGUCUCGCGAUGUUCAUGUUGUGUAAUGUCGCUGAGUCAGCACCGAGUCGCCUGGCUAUUUCGGAAUCAACCGAUGCUAAAAUGAGCUCCCAACCAUUGCCAAGUCAUGGACCCUCUGUCCGCACUCUCUGUCGCUGCUAGCGUGGUUCAAUUUGUGGAUUUUGCCUUCAGAAUAUUGUCUGAUGCACGUCAGCUGUACGAAGAUGGCGAGCUUAGUGUUAAUAUACAGAGCAGCAGAGUCGCCUCCGAACUGGGGAGCUGGAGUAAGGACUUGCGCAGAUCCAUUCGUGAACAAAGUUCGACUUCUCUCAGCAACAACGAGCAAGAACUUGAAACAUUGUGUAGAGAUUGCGCUGCCCUUGCAGGUGACUUGAAGGCACGAGUGGAGAACCUCAAGCCUGCCGGGAAGGGGCGUCCUUGGGAAAGUGUUGGCCAAGCACUCAAGAGCAUGUGGUCCAGGAAAGAGUUGAACGAGGUAGAAGCGAAGCUCUCCACAUAUCGAGAUGCGAUAAACUCACGUUUGCUUGGAUCAUUACGCGAACGUGUUGAUCGCGUCCUGAAGGAGCAGUCCCUUCAAACUCUAGCUAUCAACAAGAACACCGAAAAGCUGGUUGCCAGCGCUUUGCUUGAUAUACAUGCUUCAUUGGCGCGAAACAUGCAAGAGCAAAGUGUCAUUCUGCAAAGUCUGUCUGAUCGAACACAAGCGCCGAAGAUUUCCGACACCCAGGACCCAGUUACGUCUGGUAUACUGAAUCGAUCCCGCGGUAUCGCGAAAACCGAUGAGGAGGCCGGAAUCUUUCUCUCGAUCCAAUACGACGAAACCCAGCUACAUAAGAGGAUAGCUCACUCAAUUACCGAAAGCUUGCGGUACGAAAAACUAGACGAACGGUAUGAAACAGUCACUGAGGCCCACCAAAAGACCUUUGAGUGGAUCUUGAAGCCGAGGCAGAAUGACGACGGGGUUAUUUGGAGCGAUUUUGUCCAGUGGCUUCGGGAAGGCGACGAUCUUUUCUGGAUCACUGGUAAACCUGGAUCUGGAAAAACGACACUGAUGAAAUUCAUCUACGAGAACCCCGCGACCGAGGAGCACUUGCGCAUUUGGUCGAAAGACACACCUCUGUCUGUUGCGGGAUUUUUCUUUUGGUGGGCUGGCACUGAAAAGCAAAGAUCUCAAGAAGGCCUUCUUCGCACGCUGCUGUACAGUCUGCUUCGACAAAUGCCUGUUCUCGUCCCGUACGUGUUUCCAUCGCAAUGGGCAGGUCGGUACGCUUCCCUGACUGGGCUGAGGAAGCUUGAGGUGCACCAACAAUGGAGCCUCGGGGUUUUGACGAAAGGAUUUCAGAGACUUAUCACGCAACGUGAAAUCCCAAUGAAACUUUGUCUAUUCAUAGAUGGGCUCGAUGAGUACGAAGGACGCGAAACUGACAUUGCCGACCUCUUCAAGGAUGUUGUCCUUUCAUCUCAGGUUAAGGUCUGUGUGAGCAGCCGCCCUCAUGUAGCCUUCGAAACUGCCUUUAAAACCCGACCAAAACUCAGAAUGCAAGACCUCACCCGCCAGGAUAUACAUCUUUAUAUCACAGACCGUCUGGUCCACGAUAAAAUGAUGGAGGAGUUGUCUCUCCAAGAACCUAUUGCGUGCGCAAAGCUAGUCGAAGAAAUCAGUGAGGCAGCUCUCGGCGUAUUCUUAUGGGUUGAGCUGGUGGUGAAAUCUCUCCUCAAUGGGCUCAGCAACAAAGAUCGUAUCGAGGACUUGCUGAGAAGAUUGAAGGCUCUCCCUCGGGGCUUGGCCGCCUUCUACGAACAUAUAGUCAUCAACAUCGACAGCAUAUACCAAGAAGAAGCAUCUCGCUUGUAUCAGUUAAUGGCGGUCACGCUGGAAUGGCCGGACGAUUGGACACCUGCACAACAACUUACAUUAGUCUCAAUGUACUUAUCAACACACCAAGAGGAACUACAGGGUCGGGACUUCGCGGUCGCCUUCCGAGACAAAUCCUUUGUGCUAGGUAAAUGUAAGGAGACGGACGUCUUUCUGAGAACCCGUUGUGGUGGUUUGCUCGAGUUGCAAUACGGACUCGGAAGUACCGAGAUUGUACCAAGCUUGAAGGUGUCUUACAUACACAGAACAGUCAUGGAGUAUCUUGAAGAGCGAGCUACUCGACGACAACUCUUAGAUCGGACACGAGGAACAGGACAACAAACUUUCGACCCCAAUCUUGCAAUUCUCAAAGCUCUCUGCUUUCAAUUCAGUCUGGAAUCUUCUCUUCAGGAUUGGUUUGGAACUCCCGUCGCGGCUCUCGUCAUAACAUAUGCUCGAAGAGUGGACCAGAACAAGAAUAUACCGGAAUCGGAAUUGAAAAGCCUCUUCGACGACAUCGCGCAAACUCAACGCCCUCUUCUCGACAUCGCAUUGGUUCCUACACCCGACUCGGAGCGUUUCAUCCGCCCAGAAGUAGUCAAGCUCAUUCUCUCAUUUGGAGCAAAACCCAACCGGAAAUUUGAAGGCCAAAGCCCAUGGCAGAAUGGCCUCUCAUACCUCAUCACCAACCAUGGCCAUUUAAGCUCAGCCAUGAUCCAGUUUUGGGCCGAGAUUGUCAUAGUCCUACUGGAAAAUGGAGCAAAUCCCCUGACCCAGUGCCACGGACCAGAAAAAUUUGAGCAAAGAGGAAAGAGCAAGAAGAAAAUAAGUGUAGGUAAUUUAUGGACUGCCGAGGAGGUGAUUGGUCGAGUUUUCGGUGGCUCGGGAGAGCGCCCACGCCUUCUGGCGUUGUUGAAGGACAAGAGUAGGCCGGAAAAGAAAAGCAAGUGUCGUCAACAAUAG